This is a messenger RNA of Gigantopelta aegis, 2244 nucleotides long. Its product is annotated as alpha-L-fucosidase-like. Gene Ontology annotation, cellular component: lysosome. The record is from RefSeq and is a predicted model, not a curated record. Gene Ontology annotation, molecular function: alpha-L-fucosidase activity. Gene Ontology annotation, biological process: fucose metabolic process; glycoside catabolic process. Bases 17 to 1390 code for a protein of 457 amino acids. Lineage: Eukaryota; Metazoa; Mollusca; Gastropoda; Neomphalida; Peltospiridae. The transcript is spliced from 8 exons.
AUAUCGAUCACAUGACAUGAAGAUGGCGUCUAUCUUAUUUAGUAUUGUCACAUUUUUUUGUAUUUCUGCUGCAUCUUCACAAUAUCAGCCAACAUGGCCGUCUAUAGACUCGAGACCACUCCCUGCUUGGUACGACGAAUCCAAACUAGGGAUCUUUAUUCACUGGGGCGUGUUUUCAGUGCCUAGUUUCCGCUCUGAGUGGUUCUGGUGGGACUGGCAAGGGGCCAAGUACAACAACACCCUGAAAUUCAUGGCUGAAAACUACAAACCCGGAUGGACGUACGCCGACUUCGCAGCCCAGUUUACAGCGGAGUUUUUUAACGCGAACCGGUGGGCCGAGCUAUUCAAAGCAUCCGGUGCGAGGUACGUGGUGCUGACCAGUAAACACCAUGAAGGUUUCUGCAACUGGCCCUCAAAGGUUUCCUUCAACUGGAACUCCAUGGACGUGGGUCCGAAACGAGAUAUUGUGGGGGAGCUCGCCGCGGCUAUCCGCAGCAGAACUGACAUCCACUUCGGUCUGUAUCACUCGCUGUUUGAAUGGUUUCAUCCACUCUACUUGAGAGACAAGCAAAACAACUUCACCACAGAUUAUUUUGUUCAGGAGAAAACAAUGCCAGAACUAUACGAGCUUGUAAAUCGCUACAAACCGGAAAUCGUCUGGUCUGAUGGGGACUGGGAAGCGUUGGAUACGUACUGGAAGUCACGUGAUUUCAUCGCAUGGUUGUACAACUCAAGUCCAGUCAAAGAAACAGUUGUGACUAAUGACAGAUGGGGGAGCGGGGUAAUGUGUCACCACGGAGGAUUCCUUACCUGCCAAGACCGGUACAACCCAGGAAAACUCCAGAAGCGAAAAUGGGAGAAUGCCAUGACAAUUGAUAAGCAGUCGUGGGGAUACAGAAGGGAGGCCACUCUGAAUGAUAUGCUCAACAUGACAGAACUUAUAAAGACGUUUGUCAUCACUGUCAGCUGCGGUGGCAACAUGCUUGUGAACGUCGGCCCCACGAAGUCUGGUCGCAUCAUCCCGCUCUUUGAGGAACGUCUACGUCAACUGGGUGGCUGGCUGGCUGUCAAUGGAGAGGCGAUCUACUCCUCUAAACCGUGGACCUACCAGAACGACACUGUCACUGGAACUGUGUGGUACACCUCAAAGAAAGGUGCCGCCAGUACCACUGUUUAUGCAAUAUCUUUGAUGUGGCCCAGAUCGAGUCUUGUUCUAGGAGCACCUCGGGUUUCAGCCGACACCAAAGUCACUCUUCUAGGUUACCAUGGAAACAUUAGUUACAAGAAACAUGUUUCCAGUGGCAUUGAACUUGAAAUUCCAUUUAUUUACAUGGACGACAUGCCAUGUCAGUGGGCGUGGACGUUUAAAAUCACUAACAUCGUCAACUGAAAUUCACAUCAUCAAAAUAUUACUGUCAUGUGUUGAAACGUUUUCUCUGUCACCAAGUUACAAACCCAUUUUCAACUGGAGGGGACUAUAGGUUUCAAUUCUGUCCUUCUGUCUAUCUGUCUGUCCGUCUGUCUGUCCCACAUAUAGUUUUCCGGAUGUUUUUUUUAUUCCACAAUGUCUCGAGAUACUGACCUGAAAUUUUGUGUACAAUGUACAGAUACAGAUCACGUUUGACUUUUAUGGCUGUUGACCCAUUUUUGACAGAGUUAUGUCCCUUGAACUUAGGCGGUCCUAAAAUUUGUUAUUCAGACUUUGUUUUUGCAAUGCUUCCGUAUAUUAAGCUGAAAUUUUGUAUAUAGCUUUAUGUUCUGUUAUAGAUCAAGUUUGACGUUUGUGGCAAUUUAGUUAUUUUCACAGAGUUAUUGCCUUUGAACAUAUUUAGAUAUGAAAAUUUGUAAUCCAGACUUUGUUUUGCAAUGCCUGAAGACAUUAAGAUGAAAUUUUGUAUAUAGCUUAAUCGUGUUCUGAUACAGAUCAAGUUUAACUUUCAUAACGAUUGACUAAUUUUACACAGAGUUCUAGUCCUAUAAUUUAAUUUAGGAGAUGCGAACUUUUGUUGGGCCCAUCAUAUGCGACCAUGUUGGAUAGAAAAUGUACACCCGAGGAGGUGGAAAUUUUAACCAGGGUCGAAACUUUUUAUAUCCCAUAUAACUGUACGGUAUAUGAUGGAUUAUUUUUCUGUCAUCCAUUAGGUAAAUGAACUAUUAUUGUACAUAAACAGACAGAAUUAAUAUGCCUAAAAAUAGUAACUUUUUAAUUUUACCACUUUGUCAGAAAUAAAAUACGUUAUUAUA